This is a messenger RNA of Clupea harengus (Atlantic herring), 1780 nucleotides long. RefSeq names its product coiled-coil domain containing 136b (gene ccdc136b). NCBI's taxonomy places the organism in Eukaryota, Metazoa, Chordata, Actinopteri, Clupeiformes, Clupeidae. Gene Ontology annotation, biological process: single fertilization; acrosome assembly. Gene Ontology annotation, cellular component: acrosomal membrane. The record is from RefSeq and is a predicted model, not a curated record.
UAACAGAACAGACAAAUGCAGUCCGCCAGCCCCGUUUCCACAGCAACCAUGGACUGCGGACUGCGUCUGCCUCCGGUCAUCGAGGAGGUCAUGGACCCUGUGGAUGACCUGUGUGAACUGAAGGCGGAGCGCCCCUGUGUGGAGCUGACGGCCAAAGAGAGGGAGUCAUCGCAGGAGAACGACAAAAAGAAGGAGAAGGAGGUGGAGGUGGGGAAUGGAGAGAAGGGGCAAAAGGAGGAGAAGGAGGGUGAGAUGGUGAAGGAGGGAGUGGCGGUGGAGAGAGAGGAGGAGAGAGAGGAGGAGAGAGAGGAGGAGAGCGGGAUGACGGAGGAAGAGGAGCUGGAGGAGUUGAGGGCUCAGGUGCUUCAGCUACUGCAGGAGCUGGAGGACACAAGAGAGAUCUCCCAACGCCAUGAGGACAGCUUCAUGGAGCUACAGGGCCUCCUGGAGGAUGAGCGUUUGACCAGCGCCCACCAAGCUGAGACCUUCACCAGACAGAUCCAGAGACUGCAAGGUCAGCUGCGUUCCGUGCAGGAGGAGAUGGACAGCCUCGAGGAGGAGAAGGAGAGCGAGCUCCUGGAGGCGCAGGAGGAGCUGCGCGUGGCCCAGGAGGAGGUGCUGGUGCUCCAGACGGCUGCGGAGGAGGCGGCGGCGGAGAGGGAGAACGACAUCGCCUCCCUCCAGGAGGAGCUGUGCCGCCUGCGAGCCCAGCUGAGCCGCCUGCAGGUCACCACGCAGGAGUACGAGCUGGAGAUCACCACGCUCCGCGCCGAGAUCGCCAUGAAGAGUCACCACGGAACGCCCAGCCCAGAGAGAGCACACGGACAUGGUGAGGUUGACCAGCUGAAGGAUGAGUGCCGCACGCUCACAGAGGAGUGCCAGGCUCUGAAGGAUGACAACAGAAAGCUGACCGAGAAGCUCCACAUCCUGCAUCAGAAAACCAGCUCAUCUGACCUCUACCUGUCUCUGCGGGCCUCAGACGAGGCAAGCCAGAGGGCGGAUGACAGCGAGGUGCCCCUGGAGGCCUGUAAGGCCAUCGGCUACAUGACCAUGGCGCUGCCCGGGCAGAGGGCCCACGGGGUGGAGGCGGGCAUCCAGAAGGAUGUUUCGUUCGAGGGGCGCACGGUGACCCCCGGUAGCUGGCAUGGGGGCGUGGACGAGGUGCGAUCCCUCAGAGAUCAGCUGCAGCAGGCAGAGGAGAAAGCCACACAGGUGCAGAGACAGUGUGAAAGUCUGAAGGAGGAGUUCCAGGACCUUCAGGGCCUCUACGAGACCAGCCAGAAGGAGAGGGCGGAGCUGGAGGCGGAGCUUAAGCUCUGUAGGGCGGAGCUAGAGCGCUUGGCUGGGAGGAAGGCCCAGGAUAGUGAGGGUGAAUGGAAUCUGGUGAUGGUGGUUGCCGUGGCUGCAGUAGCGGUUCUGAUUGUCCCUAGCUUGGCCAGAAUGCUGUCCUGAGCGUGAUUCUGGGCAUCACAGGAAGUGACAUCACUCCUUCACCUUCAUUCUCCUUUUAAUCACUUCCUGCCAUUCAACCCCGCCCGCACUCCUCUCAACCUCCUUCACCUGGAACCAGAGACAAGGCAACCAGGGCACCAACGGCAAUAUCCAGACCAUUAGAGAAGGAUCCUUUUUCAGUCACAGCUGUAUAAUAGGAGCUGUUGGACCAGAGCUUUACCUCUUUGCCUCGCUAUCUCCCUCUCUCUAACUCCCUCUCUCUCUCUCUGUUUCUUUCUCCCACUCUCUCUCUAUCUCUGUCUCUCCCUUUCUCACUAGAUCUCUCUUU